UUGUAUUUUGCAGAGAAAAUAAUUCUCAACUAUGGAAACAUUCGUAUCAAUAUUAUUCGAAACUUCUCCUUCUGUUUCGCUUGUGAUUGUGAACUGAUUUUCGACAGAUCAAGAUGGCUUGAAGCCGAUGUUAUACUCUUGACGGAUCGCUUGUAUCCCAAAGGUCCAAGACCACCAAAUCAACUAUGGUUCAUUUAUGUACAUGAAUCUCCCACAUACAUCAGAAUCGCUGAUGGAUUGGAAAAUAAAGUCAACUACACAAUCUCUUAUCGAACGGAUUCAACAAUUUAUGUACCGUAUCACAAUUAUAUCCCAUUUGUUGCUAGUCAUGGUCCAGAUACAAAAUACGUACUCCCUUCCCAUAACUAUGCCACUGGUAAAUCUAAAAUGGUAGCAUGGUUUGUAAGCAACUGUCAACCUAAAAAUCCGAGAAUGAUGUAUGUAAAAGAAUUAUCUCGUCAUAUUCAAGUGAGAACCCAUAUUAUAUAG
Messenger RNA from Schistosoma haematobium, 489 nucleotides. RefSeq names its product Alpha-(1,3)-fucosyltransferase 9. NCBI's taxonomy places the organism in Eukaryota, Metazoa, Platyhelminthes, Trematoda, Strigeidida, Schistosomatidae. The record is from RefSeq and is a predicted model, not a curated record. Gene Ontology annotation, molecular function: alpha-(1->3)-fucosyltransferase activity. The transcript is spliced from 2 exons. The annotation marks the transcript as partial. Gene Ontology annotation, cellular component: membrane.